Lemur catta (Ring-tailed lemur) is the source of this 2428-nucleotide messenger RNA. It is a transcript of the gene DYNLL2, whose product is annotated as dynein light chain LC8-type 2. Gene Ontology annotation, molecular function: dynein light intermediate chain binding; dynein intermediate chain binding. Gene Ontology annotation, cellular component: cytoplasmic dynein complex. Gene Ontology annotation, biological process: cilium assembly; microtubule-based process. NCBI's taxonomy places the organism in Eukaryota, Metazoa, Chordata, Mammalia, Primates, Lemuridae. The record is from RefSeq and is a predicted model, not a curated record. The transcript has 3 exons. The coding region runs from base 273 to 542 and encodes 89 amino acids.
GCUCAGCGGCAGAGCGGAGCGGAGCUGCGAGGCGCCAGCGCGGAGCGGCGGGCGGGCAGGUGCCGCGAGGCGGAGCGCGGGCGGCCGGGGAAGCUCGAAGGGCGGACCGCGGCGGCGAGCGAUCGGCCCCGGGCUGCGGGAGCCGGAGACCGCGGCGGCGGCGGCGGCUGCUGCAGGAGGAGCCCAGGGGACACCGCCCCUGCCCGCGCUCUGCCGCAGGCCAUCGCUGCUCCCCAGGGGCCCGUGCGGACUCGCCUCCGUGAAGUGUCACGAUGUCUGACCGGAAGGCAGUGAUCAAGAAUGCAGACAUGUCUGAGGACAUGCAACAGGAUGCCGUUGACUGCGCCACGCAGGCCAUGGAGAAGUACAACAUAGAGAAGGACAUUGCUGCCUAUAUCAAGAAGGAAUUUGACAAGAAAUAUAACCCUACCUGGCAUUGUAUCGUGGGCCGAAAUUUUGGCAGCUACGUCACACAUGAGACAAAGCACUUCAUCUAUUUUUACUUGGGUCAAGUUGCAAUCCUCCUCUUCAAGUCAGGCUAGGUGGCUGUGGUGGAGGUGUCAGUGGCGGCGGCAGCGAUGGCAAGCAGGCAGCGUUGCUGGGACUGUUUUGCACUGGGGCUAGCAUCAGGAUGUCCUCUCCAAUGGCUGUGCUACUGCAUGGACUGUAUACUCGAUUUCAUGUGUAUGUCGCAGUAAACAAAACCAAACUUCUUUCUGUUUAGUUGCCUGGGGAAGAAGGCUGCUUUAUGUUUAUUUUUCAAGACUUUAAAAAAAAUUUGGUUGUAUUGCACUAGGAAAUCUCUCCCACCUCUCCCUUUUCUCUUUCUCUCCCUAUACAAAAUAAAAAGCCCUCAACAAAGCCCGAAAGACUAGAAGGGCUGAGGAAAAGAAAUAGGUCUCUGGAGGUGGAACUAAAACUGUAGCUGCCUCUUCCUGGUGGUGGAUGCUGCUUUGGGAGGGCCAGGGAGUCUGCAGGGGGACAGUGUUAGGAUUGGCAAGGAGAGAGGGAUAGGAAGGAGGGUGGAGGGAUUGAUCUAGUACCAGGGAGAAUAUUCCACUGAACUGUGAUUCUACUUGGGGCAGACGGUGGGGUGGGGGUGCAUUCUUUAAGGGGCCCUGAGAUGUGUUUGUCUGUGGUGUGUGGGAGUGGGGAGCAGACUUGUCUUGCUGUCUUUGUCAGAAUUUCUAAGUAAGGGCUUUGUCUUUGUGGAUUACCUUCUUUUAUUCUUCCUGCCAGAGAUCAUGCUAGGAGGAUGUUGAGGGUAGGAUUAGCUUGAUUUUUUUCUUUACAUUCUUUCUUCUCCCUCUGUCUGCUCCCUGCUUAGCCCUCGGUUUUCUCAUUCCUCUGGAGUUCUCUUAGAGCAGCCCCUGUUGUGAGUUGGCUGGCAAGGGAAUUUCUGGUGACUGUAGUUCCUUAGUUAGGUCUUAGCAAUCAAACCAAAUCAAUGUCUCCCUCAGUUCUCCUCUGUGUGUGUAUAUGUGUGUGUGUGUUUGGGGUAGAGGGGAGGGGGAGGGGGCAGGACAGUGUGGAAUCUCUAGGGUGUAUGGUAGGUAGGGGGCACAGUUAGUUCUAAGUGGGCCUUUAUGUUAAAAGCCUCUGGGGGUUCUCUUGGGGGUGAAGGCAGGUGUCACUCCAACCCACCCCCAGUCAUCUAGCCCAGACACUGCUUGCUCUGUGGUCGUCUGCUCCCUGGGAAGGCUUUAGGAGGCCCAUCCAGGACAAGAUGGCCAUUUGCUCUGGAGCUGAGUCUCAGCAGAGAGGGACAGUGACUGUGGAUGGUGGCAGCCUCUGGUGGGAGGUGAGGAUGGAAGUGAUAAAAGGCUGAGAGAGGCUUCAGGGGAGCUUUGGAGGUUAGUCUUGUAGUGAUGAAGCCAGAUAGCAGAUGGAGCAGGGCCGUGAGUGGGAGGAGAUUCCAAGGAGGGUGCAGGGGAAACCUUGUGUGUUGAUGGAAUGAGGUGGGGUUUGAGGUGGUCACUGCUGAUUGAGCUGCUGAUUCUCAUGAAUCACCUUCUAAACUCUCAUGUGUAGGGUUAACAUUGUGGGGGGUGGGGGAUCCAGCUCAUUCUUUUAUUUUCAAGUCCAUUCUUGGGGCUGGUGGGGAGGCAGGAGAAUGCCUCUUCCCCAAACCCUUAGUGUGUGCCGAGCUUGCUUUCUGAUGCUGGCAGGGGAGGGUGGGAACUGGGGUGGUGAUUGAGUUCCUUAUAUCAAACCCUUCGGUGGGCACAAGAUUGCUUGAUUUAGGUUUUAUUUUUUUAUGAAUGUCCAAAUCUGUGUUUCCCCUGCCCUCCCAGACUUGUGUGGCCAGUUGGAAGUGUCUGAUUUGUGUUCAUCUCUCCCUCAUUUCUGGAGCAGGGGCUGAGACCCUGCCACAUCUCCUAUGCUCUGCAUCCAUGCCUCUUUUGGACAUUAAAGGUCGAUUGAUGCA